UUUGAGGGCCAUGACACCACAGCCAGUGGAGUCUCCUGGAUCUUCUAUGCUCUGGCCACCCACCCUAAGCACCAAAAGAGAUGCAGAGAGGAAGUGCAGAGCCUCCUGGGGGAUGGAUCCUCCAUCACCUGGGAUCACCUGGACCAGAUUCCCUAUACUACCAUGUGCAUCAAGGAGGCCCUAAGGCUCUACCCACCUGUCCCAGGCAUUGGCAGAGAACUUAGUACAUCUGUUAGCUUCCCUGAUGGCCGCUCUUUACCCAAAGGUCUCCAAGUCACACUCUCCAUUUAUGGUCUCCACCACAACCCGAAGGUGUGGCCAAACCCAGAGGUGUUUGACCCUUUCAGGUUUGCACCAGAUGCUCCCCGACACAGCCACUCAUUCCUGCCCUUCUCAGGAGGAGCGAGGUGA
Messenger RNA from Mastomys coucha (southern multimammate mouse), 411 nucleotides. Its product is annotated as cytochrome P450 4A10-like. Gene Ontology annotation, molecular function: iron ion binding; heme binding; alkane 1-monooxygenase activity. Gene Ontology annotation, cellular component: intracellular membrane-bounded organelle. The annotation marks the transcript as partial. The transcript is spliced from 4 exons. Gene Ontology annotation, biological process: icosanoid biosynthetic process; lauric acid metabolic process; arachidonate metabolic process. The record is from RefSeq and is a predicted model, not a curated record. NCBI's taxonomy places the organism in Eukaryota, Metazoa, Chordata, Mammalia, Rodentia, Muridae.